Messenger RNA from Cladophialophora immunda, 811 nucleotides. RefSeq lists its product as uncharacterized. Gene Ontology annotation, biological process: vacuolar protein processing. The coding region runs from base 238 to 753 and encodes 171 amino acids. Lineage: Eukaryota; Fungi; Ascomycota; Eurotiomycetes; Chaetothyriales; Herpotrichiellaceae. The record is from RefSeq and is a predicted model, not a curated record. Gene Ontology annotation, cellular component: intracellular membrane-bounded organelle. The transcript is spliced from 2 exons.
GGAAGUUCACGUCUUCUUCUUCGAUUGUCAAUCAAAGAAUUCUCUGCUAUCAAUCCUAGACUGCUGUCAAUUUUUUGUGUUUUCUUGAGUCUCCUACGGCGCGAGAUCUACUGCAGGCCAGUAGGGAAUCUAUAUUCAGCACCGUCCAGUCACUUUCCGCACAUGUUGAGCACAUCUCUGCAGUCGCGCACAUUCCCCCGACCACCUGCCACCUAAUUGCUCAUACACCUCUCAGUCAUGGCUCAGAAAGCUGCCAAAUCUCUGGCCACCCGCAAUACUGCCCGCUUACGACAAACGCACCUCAUAACUAUUUCAAUUCACAUCCUGUUCCUGUUCCUGAAAUUCACGCUCCGCCGCUCUCUAUCCUUGUGGCUUUAUCUCUUUCUAAGCGCUCCAGCCUUGCUCCUCGAAGUAUACCUGGAUAUCCUCGCCCGACCAACAUAUCAUCCCAAUGGCGACUUGAAGAAGGCAGGGGAAGACCUGGAUGCGAAAGGCCUGACGGAGUUUAUGUGGGACAUUCUGUACUGGACCUGGAUCAAUCUCAUUGUUGUCAUGAUUUUCGGGAAUCGCGGAUGGUGGGUCUAUUUAGUAGUUCCUGCAUAUGCUGUAUACUGUGUUGUUGGGGCUGCACAGGGUGUCAAGGGCAUGAUGGGAGGACUGGCCGGAGGCGGCGCAGAGGGCGAUGAUAUCGCGCAAAGUAAGAGACAGACAAAGAUGGAGAAAAGAGGAGGACAAAAGGUCAAGUAUCGGUAGACAAGAACCAAAUGUUUUCAGCCCUUCGAACAGGAUCUGUCGAUACUCUGGGACAAGU